AGAGAGAGAGAGAGAAGGGGGGGGAGCCUGUGAAAGAUUUGGUUUGUUUGCUCAAAGCAUUCAACGGGAAGGAGAAGGGGAAGACGUUAUUUGACGUUUGGUGGGUGACGGUGUCGUACCAAUCGGAGAACGCACGCCACCCGACACGGAUGACGGUAUCCCUCGCAUAACGACGCGAUUGUUAGUCUCGAUUCGCCUCGUAUUUACGUACGCGCGUUUGUCUCGUGUGUAUACGUGUAUGUGUGCCCGUGCGCGAUCUGUGGAGGAACACGAGAAAUGGAUUACGUGCUGAUAAAGGAUAUCCGUGCUGGCCAAAAGAACAUCAACGUAGUGUUUAUCGUUUUGGAGGUUAGCCACCCUACCAUCACCAAAGAAAACCGCGAAGUUCGAACGUUUAAAGUGGCCGACAGCACUGCAUGCGUGAACGUUUCUAUUUGGGACGAGCCCGGUCAGCUCCUAAUGCCGGGCGACAUCGUGCGACUGACCAAGGGUUACGCGUCUGUCUGGCGGCAAUGCCUGACUUUAUAUUCCGGCAAGAACGGUGACAUUCAAAAGAUAGGCGAGUUUUGCAUGGUGAUCAACGAGCAAGUGAACAUGAGUGACCCGAAUCCGAUGCUGGCGCAGCAACUGGUCAAUCAGACCGGCUCGGGCCCGCCCGGCAGCAACGUCAACAAUAGCAUUACCAACAACGGUAAUGCCAACAGUAUCUCGGGUCAACCAGGACGGCAGCCUUUGGCAAGUCAAAGUAACACGACUCCUAGUAGUGGGUCAGCGACAAGUUCGACUACUACAAAAGGUGGAAAUACUAGUGGCAGUAGCGGUGGUGGUAACAACGGCAAUAGCACUUCUAGCAGUGGUGGAAAUAGUGGUAACAGCAACACCAGCAGCACUACUGGUAGCUCAGGUUUACCCGGUGGAUCAGUGCGAUACUCAUCGGACUCGACAACGAAAUCAGCGCCAACAACCAAGAGCAAUUCACGUGGACGCGGUGGUUAUAGGAAUGGUGGUCGUAGCGAUCGAAGAUAACAUACGAGAAAGAAGCGGCUGAUCAUAUGCGUAUAAACAAGCGACAAAUGAACAUGGUGCGUGCGACAGAUCUACGUGAUUAUGUAAUCCAUUGUUUCUUCUUUUUUCUUUUUAAAUUUUAGCUCUCAACGUACACUUUGUUAGUUAACUGUGCGUAAAGAGCAAUGACCGAAAUUAUAUGAGUUAUUUUCUAAGAACGGAUAUGUGAACUGUCAUUCAUCUCGAUAUAAUAUAAUAAUAAAUAAUAAAUAAUAAUAAAUAA
Messenger RNA from Pogonomyrmex barbatus (red harvester ant), 1288 nucleotides. Its product is annotated as SOSS complex subunit B2. Gene Ontology annotation, biological process: mitotic G2/M transition checkpoint; double-strand break repair via homologous recombination; response to ionizing radiation. Gene Ontology annotation, cellular component: SOSS complex. Gene Ontology annotation, molecular function: DNA binding. The record is from RefSeq and is a predicted model, not a curated record. Lineage: Eukaryota; Metazoa; Arthropoda; Insecta; Hymenoptera; Formicidae.